UCCGUAUAGCCACAUUGCGAGUUGUCUUACUUCCGGCGUGACAAGCAUGUCAGAGUUGAGCUUUAUCAAAGAGCUUUGGUAUGGGGUUGAUUGGACAGAGCCUUGGCUGUUGUGCUUACUCGGAUUUCAUGUAUGCACUUUUUUAGCAAUUAUUUUACUCCGAAGACAUAUCUACGGCCAAGCUUCUAUACUAGCAAUUCUCGGUGUUCUGUGUGUAGCAACAGAAUCUGUAAACGAAUUUGCUGCUAAGAAUCACCAGAAGUUCGCCCGACAACAAUAUUUCGACUCUGAAGGACUUUUCAUCAUCACUGUGUAUGCAGUACCCUUACUCUUCAACUGUUCCAUCAUAAUAGUGUGCUGGUUGUACAAUGUUUGGGAUACAAUGAUCAAAGUUGGGGUUAUGAAAGCUCGGAGAAAAGCCAAGCAGAGUGAUGAUAGGGACAAGCAAAAAAAAAUAAAAUGAUUGAAAUGUGCAGAAUAUAAAAUAAUAUGAACAAGAAUGAAUAAUGGUGAUCGAUCAUCAUGUAUGUUCUGAUAUAUCAAAAAUUCCUUUGGUGAAUUUCUUGGCUGUCAUAUUAAUGUUAAAGUUGUGAAUUUCUCUCACA
Molecule: messenger RNA, 605 nt
Organism: Halichondria panicea
Lineage: Eukaryota; Metazoa; Porifera; Demospongiae; Suberitida; Halichondriidae
Product: transmembrane protein 18-like
Exons: 5
Coding region: 47-463 (138 amino acids)
Source: RefSeq, a predicted model, not a curated record